Messenger RNA from Daucus carota subsp. sativus, 1053 nucleotides. RefSeq names its product transcription factor MYB1. The record is from RefSeq and is a predicted model, not a curated record. The transcript is spliced from 4 exons. Bases 180 to 974 code for a protein of 264 amino acids. Lineage: Eukaryota; Viridiplantae; Streptophyta; Magnoliopsida; Apiales; Apiaceae.
GUAGUCUUAAGGUUUUGAAUGUAUUUUCCUGUUUGAAAGCAAUUUAGGAGGAACCUGAGCUGUGUAACAGUGACCUACUUUUCUGGAAAUAAAGUCGAUUAAGACUAAUGUCUGAGGGGCACAACAUGAGCCAAAUAUAUUUGUGAAAGCAGUGAGCUUCUGACCAAACAAGGAGCAAAAUGGGAAGGAGGCCUUGCUGUUCCAAAGUGGGGAUGAAGACAGGAGCUUGGACCGCCGCUGAAGACAAACUUCUCUCUGAUUACAUUCUUCUCCAUGGCGAAGGCGGAUGGCGUAACCUUCCCAAAACAGCUGGUUUAAAGAGAUGCGGGAAGAGUUGCAGACUGAGAUGGUUGAACUAUUUGAGACCGGAUAUCAAGAGAGGUAACAUCUCUGAUGAUGAAGAAGACCUCAUCAUUCGACUUCACAAGCUUCUCGGUAACAGAUGGUCGCUAAUAGCGGGGAGACUCCCUGGCCGAACAGAUAAUGAAAUCAAGAACUACUGGAACACAACUUUACGAAAAAAGACACAUGGGAAUCACACUACAUUGGCUUCUUCUUCUAAGGCCCAUACAAAACAAUGUAACAAAAAGAAGAUGAAUAAAAAGGUCGACAAAGUUGACUUGUUUCCGCAGAAUGUUGAGUCCAGUAAUGUAUGUGAUCAUGUUAAGGCUUUAAAUUGCAGUGAUCAGUUCCCAGGCUCCGCAGAUGAAAAUAGUAAUCAUGUUCCGAUAGACCUUGUGCCUGCUGACACUGACUUGGGUGACAUAUCCUUAACGGAGCUGUUGGAUUACGAUCUUUCGGGUUCAUUAGGCACUGAAAGUCAUAUUGAAUAUGAGAUGGAACAUAUGCCAAGCUGGGUCUUUUCGCAUGACAAGACUGAUCUGGAGGAGUUUUGGAGUGUAGAUGAACAAAAUUUGUAUUCGAAUCUCAACCUUUACUCUGCUGAUUGUGUUGGAGAUUGGUUAUUCGUCUAAAACUCUGGCUUGUGUACACCCUAUUGUAUUUUCUUUAGAUAGCCCUUGAAAAUAAGAGCCGCAUUGCACAUUUUCUAUA